This is a messenger RNA of Drosophila melanogaster (fruit fly), 1761 nucleotides long. RefSeq names its product cytochrome P450 6a23 (gene Cyp6a23). Gene Ontology annotation, molecular function: iron ion binding; oxidoreductase activity, acting on paired donors, with incorporation or reduction of molecular oxygen; heme binding. The coding region runs from base 33 to 1541 and encodes 502 amino acids. Gene Ontology annotation, cellular component: endoplasmic reticulum membrane. The transcript has 2 exons. The record is from RefSeq and is marked reviewed. NCBI's taxonomy places the organism in Eukaryota, Metazoa, Arthropoda, Insecta, Diptera, Drosophilidae.
UAACUCAGUGUGGAGCGGACUGAGAACGAAAUAUGUCGCUGUUACUAACGUUGAUCGCACUUCUAGUGUCACUGCUUUUGUUCAUGGCCCGCCGACGUCAUGGAUACUGGCAGAGGCGGGGUAUUCCGCACGAUGUGCCCCAUCCAAUAUACGGAAACAUGAAGGACUGGCCCAAGAAGCGACACAUUGCGAUGAUCUUCCGGGACUACUAUACAAAGUACAAACGUUCCGUUUAUCCGUUUGCCGGGUUCUACUUCUUUUUCACCCGGUCUGCUGUCAUCACCGACUUGGAAUUGGUCAAGAGGGUGCUGAUCAAGGACUUCAAUCACUUUGAGAAUCGAGGAAUUUUCUACAAUGAGAUCGAUGAUCCGCUGUCGGCCACCUUGUUCAGCAUCGAGGGUCAGAAGUGGCGUCAUCUGAGGCACAAACUGACACCCACUUUUACGUCCGGCAAAAUGAAGAACAUGUUUCCGAUUAUUGUGAAGGUUGGGGAGGAAAUGGAGAAGAUUUUCAGUGCUAAAACCACCACAGGUGAAGGUCAAGUUCUGGAAAUUGUGGAUCUGGUGGCUCGAUAUACGGCUGACGUAAUCGGUAAUUGCGCCUUCGGUUUAAAUUGCAAUAGUUUGCAAAACCCGAAUGCAGAGUUUGUGACAAUCGGAAAAAGGGCGAUCAUAGAACGUCGUUAUGGAGGACUAUUGGAUUUCCUGAUAUUCGGAUUUCCCAAACUUUCCCGCCGCCUGCGGCUUAAACUAAACGUGCAGGAUGUUGAGGACUUUUACACUAGCAUUGUUAGGAAUACUAUCGACUACCGAUUGAGGACCAACGAGAAGCGUCACGACUUCAUGGACAGUUUAAUCGAAAUGUACGAGAAGGAGCAGGCCGGAAACACUGAGGAUGGCCUGUCCUUCAACGAGAUCUUGGCACAGGCCUUUAUUUUCUUUGUGGCUGGCUUCGAGACCAGCUCGACGACCAUGGGAUUUGCCCUGUACGAGCUCGCCCUCGAUCAGGAUAUUCAGGAUCAACUUAGGGCGGAGAUCAACAAUGUUCUGAGCAAACACAACAACGAGUUUACCUACGAGGGAAUCAAAGAGAUGAAGUAUCUGGAGCAGGUCGUCAUGGAAACCCUUCGCAAGUAUCCAGUUCUGGCGCAUCUAACGCGAAUGACCCAGACAGAUUUUUCGCCUGAAGAUCCUAAAUACUUUAUUGCCAAGGGAACCACUGUUGUGAUCCCAGCUCUUGGUAUUCACUAUGAUCCGGAAAUCUAUCCCGAACCGGAGAAGUUCAAGCCGGAGCGAUUUACGGAUGAGGCGAUCGCCGCGAGACCCUCGUGCACCUGGCUGCCGUUUGGAGAAGGUCCCCGGAACUGCAUCGGUCUUCGGUUUGGACUGAUGCAGGCCUGCGUGGGAUUGGCCUAUCUAAUCCGAGGCUAUAAGUUCAGUGUGUCCACAGAAACACAAAUUCCCAUGAAGUUUGUCGUGAAAAGCAUUCUUCUGUCUGCUGAGAAUGGCAUUCACCUUAAAGUUGAGAAGCUUUCCAAAUGAGACUAUAAACAAAAUUAUUAUGGGCUUUAAUGGUUAAAUAUUACAAUUUUAUUUGGUCAUUUAUUCACGGCUAUAUAUGAUUUUUUUGAAUUAAAUCCCUCUUAAAGCUCAUAUUCAGUAUAUGAGAGUAUAGCAUUCAAAUUAAGCCUUGUUAGUUUGUUGUUGUAAAUUUAUUGUAAAUAUUUGUGGUAAUACCCUCAAUAAAUUUUUGUUCAGCUUU